AUGGACCAUUACCCAGAGGUCAGCGUCAACGAACGCGAAACCCCUUCCUCUAGAAUAUCUUCUCGCCACGACUCAGCGUCAUCAGUCGCCAAAGCCGCUGCUGCUCAUCAAAGGCCCUCUGCCAUCGACACACAAGAUACCACAACAGCACGAAAGUCAUCAUACCACUCCUUCCCAUCGCCUUCAACGCACUCGUCAGACCACUCGGCGCACCGCUCUGAUUCCAACUCAACGACCAACCCGAGCGUUCAACGCAUUGAAGCGGAGUACUCACAGUAUACGGAUGCGCCGCCUCCAUACAGCGAGAAGCAGUAUGAAGGGAAGAGCGCCGACGAACAAAAUCAUAUGAGGAUGACGGACUAUGCGAAGGAGAUUUCGAGGAUGAUGGGGCGGCAGCUGGUUAGGGGACUGAAGAUUGAUGAGAAAGAGAAGGGGAAGAAGGAAGGGAAGACGAAUUGA
Molecule: messenger RNA, 459 nt
Organism: Alternaria atra
Lineage: Eukaryota; Fungi; Ascomycota; Dothideomycetes; Pleosporales; Pleosporaceae
Exons: 1
Coding region: 1-459 (152 amino acids)
Source: RefSeq, a predicted model, not a curated record